This is a messenger RNA of Kluyveromyces lactis, 2382 nucleotides long. It is a transcript of the gene MPS1, whose product is annotated as serine/threonine/tyrosine protein kinase MPS1. Gene Ontology annotation, cellular component: spindle; kinetochore; nucleus. Gene Ontology annotation, biological process: meiotic spindle assembly checkpoint signaling; protein localization to kinetochore; peptidyl-serine phosphorylation. NCBI's taxonomy places the organism in Eukaryota, Fungi, Ascomycota, Saccharomycetes, Saccharomycetales, Saccharomycetaceae. The coding region runs from base 1 to 2382 and encodes 793 amino acids. The transcript has a single exon. The record is from RefSeq and is a predicted model, not a curated record. Gene Ontology annotation, molecular function: ATP binding; protein serine/threonine/tyrosine kinase activity; protein serine/threonine kinase activity.
AUGCUUGGAUCUGAUGGAGUUGUACGACUUAACCAGUCGUCAUUUCCUACAGCAGAAAGCCAACAUGAGUAUAGUCGAUAUCAAGAUGCUAAAACAGGAUUAGAAGAACCUACUCACUCGAACCCUUUGCAUUUUGUUAGGCAUUUCAAUGGACGGAACACUACACAUACCUCGAAUCACACAGAAGAUCAAUCUCAAUCAACAGUUUUCACAAUGGUGAAUAAACAAUUCCAACCAAGCAUGACAACAAUGAAUACCGUGGUCAAAGAAGAUAAUGAUAUUUCGAAUUCAAAUAGCAACCAUGACAACAAAUAUAAUAAACUGAACGAGGAGUCACUGAUGAAAGACGACACUCACAGUCAUACUUCUCAAAAGUUCAAAGUACUGCAACAGAGUAUGAAAGAGGAGCUAUAUAACAGUACAACCAAAUCAUCAAACAAACGAAAUAGAAGGUUUAUCACUUCCCGACUGUCCUCACUAGGACCUGCCAAACGUAACCUUUCUACAAGUUUCAAUGUGGAUUCCCCUAGUGAAUCCAGGGUUGAUAAUAGUCAAAUCAACAGUAGCAUAAUAAAUGAUACAUCUAACAUUUCCCAGCAAGAUAUUGAAAAUUCGCAUACCUCUAAUAGUUCUAAUACAGGUUACAGGUACCAUGACCAUAACAUUUUUCUAGAGACUCACAGACAACAUUCAACACCCAGCCACGAUGAGAACAAGGACCCUUCCGCCAAUCUGCAACCUAACAUCAACUAUGAGAAUAUAGAUUUUGGUGAUCUCAACCCAUACCAGUACCUAAAGAAGUAUAAUCUUCCCAGUGGUGAGCUUCCGUACAUCUCGAAAGUAUAUUUUGAAAGGCAAAAGGAAGAGAAUAGAAAAACCGUGUUGAGAAAGGCCACCUCUGGAACGCUGGCGUUAAAGAGGGAAUUCACUCAAUAUAGGAGAACUCAAACAGCUCGGCAACCACGGAGAAAACACAACUUUGGCACAGAUAAAACGUCGUUACAGGAUCCGCUUUCUUCUCCAUUGCAGAAAAAUCAGCUGGUAUUCCAGGAGGUAGAUCGUGAACUAGCUAACAAACGCGAAGCGCUGAAACCAUUAGAUGUCAAUAAUCCAUCUAGCAGUCAAGAAGCUAAGCGACCAAAGUACGAAAAUGAUCAUGUACCCGAGGAUUAUCGACCUCCUUUUUUCUCCCAUAGGAAGGCACCAUCGCCACAUGAUUCGAAACCCUUUAAAAAGGUCGAGAUAGUGGAACCUCCGAAAUCCACUGUUGAAGUUAUUCCUUUGAAGUCCGAGGGUUGCGAUGUUUCAUCAAAACUGAACAAGGGGGAUAAUUAUCUGAACUAUAAUGGCUCCUUUGAUACAAAGAAGAGAACCUCGUAUGCUGUUCCAACGAUCACAGUGAACGGUACCGCAUAUGAAAAGGUGGAACUACUCGGCAAAGGUGGAUCGGGUAAAGUUUACAAAGUGAAAUCUUCUGAUCACAAGGUAUACGCGUUGAAACGCGUGUCUUUCGAUGAAUUUGAUGAGUCCAGUAUUGAUGGCUUCAAAGGGGAAAUAGAGCUUCUAAAGAAACUAGAAAACAAGCAGCGAGUUGUUAAGUUAAUUGACUAUCAUAUGGGACAAGGUGUCUUAUUUCUCCUAAUGGAAUGUGGUGAACAUGAUCUAUCCCAAGUAUUGACUCAGAGAUCCAAAAUACCAUUUGAUACGGAAUUUGUCAGAUAUCACUUUCAAGAAAUGAUAAAAUGUGUGAAGGUGGUUCACGAUGCUGAUAUUGUCCAUUCUGAUUUGAAACCCGCAAAUUUUGUUUUCGUCAAGGGAAUGUUAAAGAUAAUUGAUUUUGGGAUUGCGAAUGCGGUUCCCGAUCACACUGUAAAUAUUUAUCGAGACAACCAGAUCGGAACUCCCAAUUAUAUGGCUCCCGAGACUUUGGUUGCAAUGAACUUCACAAGGAAUGAUGGUGAACAAGCCAAAUGGAAAGUGGGUAAACCAUCAGAUGUUUGGUCCUGUGGAUGUAUCCUCUACCAAAUGGUGUACGGAAAACCGCCUUAUGGUACGUUCCAGGGAAACAAUAGGUUAUAUGCGAUCAUGAAUCCUGAUGUUAAGAUUCCUUAUCCUGAAAAAGACUCUUUCGGUACAGUGAUACCAAGAACUGUUAUUGACACUAUAAGAUCAUGUUUGGAAAGAAAUCCCAUAUCUCGUGUUACAAUUGACCAGCUAUUAAGUGGUGCAUUAAUUAAUCCUGUCACCGUAACAAAAUUCUUCAUACAUGAUUUGAUAAAAAAUGCAGUAAACUAUGGUUGCGAUCAAAAACAUGUCAAUAAUGAGCGUGUGGAAGAAUUAUCUGAAGAUGUUUGGAACAAACUAGCUGAAUUUAAAUUAUAG